UGAAGGUUGAAAAGAUGCGAAGGCCAUAAAGUCUGGCCUUGACUCCACACCCGCUUCCUAAUCGCCGUUGCCGUCUGUUAAUUUCGUGCCGACCCUGAAUUACUACUGCAGUCUGUAGUCAGGAGUUGUCCCUUCUCUCUCCUGAUUGCUCAUACAUAGUAUUCGUCCUUUGUUCAUGAAUGCCAUGACUUUAUGAUAGCACCAUUACUCCGAAAUCGACCCCCAAAAUCCUUCGAAGAUCCCAUCCUCCGGGCGUAGAGCCCUUCAUUAGGCUCCUCAUACACAACAGGCAAUCAUGGCGCAAAGCGCAGUAGGGUCGUAUUCGAACCCUUUGAAGAAGUUCAAACUCGUCUUUCUCGGCGAACAGAGUGGUAUGACCGGAACAGUCCUCUCCCAAGAACAAGUCGCAUUUUGACGCAGGCUACAGUUGGCAAGACAUCUCUGAUCACACGAUUCAUGUACGACUCUUUCGACACAACAUAUCAAGCCACCAUCGGAAUCGACUUCCUCUCGAAAACAAUGUAUCUAGAAGACCGCACGGUCCGACUGCAGUUGUGGGAUACAGCCGGCCAAGAACGAUUUCGCUCCCUAAUCCCAUCAUACAUCCGCGACUCCUCCGUCGCCGUUGUGGUUUACGAUAUAUCAUCGAAAAAGACGUUUGAACAGACGCGGAAAUGGAUAGAUGAUGUCCGGGGUGAGCGUGGUAACGAUGUGAUUGUCGUGCUGGUCGGAAACAAGACCGAUUUGGGAGAUAGUAAACGAGAAGUCACAACGCAGCAGGGAGAAGAGGAGGCGAAAAGGGCAGGCGCCAUUUUCAUGGAGACCAGCGCGAAACUCGGUCAUAAUGUCAAGGCGUUGUUUAGGAGGAUAGCGCAGGCCCUGCCGGGCAUGGAGGGCGAAGACCAGGCGCAGCCUAAUCCGCAAGUGAUUGAUGUUGCGGUCAACAACAAAAAGCCAGCUGACGAUGGCUGUGCAUGUUGAUAUCAUCAUGCACCCUAAGAGCUACGACGUCUUGGUGUGGCCUUCUUGGAUUAGUUCGACACGUGGAAGUCCUGGCGCUGUCAGCUUUGCCCUCAGCCACGGCUUCCCCGAGGCCAUUCGUCCUGUAUGCUGCGCAGAGCAGGCCUUUGGUCGACCUAGUACAUGGGGCUUGACCAAGCGGUCUUUCGAACAACUGCAUUGCACUGAACCGGUGUUUGAAUUAUGUGUUGGGCCACAUGUGAUUGAGCAUAGCAAGGCGUUUUUGGGCAAACCGACUGGGAGGGAAGCAAAAAGCUUAUGAAGGAGAAUCGUGUGCAUAUACAGGUUGAAGUACUUCUAGUAUGACUCUGCAUAAAUGUGACUCGAAGUCUCCACUGUUGCC
Molecule: messenger RNA, 1363 nt
Organism: Exophiala xenobiotica
Lineage: Eukaryota; Fungi; Ascomycota; Eurotiomycetes; Chaetothyriales; Herpotrichiellaceae
Exons: 3
Coding region: 457-981 (174 amino acids)
Molecular function (GO): GTP binding; GTPase activity
Source: RefSeq, a predicted model, not a curated record